UCCUCAGCCCAUUGGCCAGUCCUCAUGAUAGACAUCCUUCAGACCAAUGGCAUUCUGCUCUGGAGGGCGCGUUUCCCACAACUGGCCUAUGAGAGUCGGCUCCGGCUCAGCCAAUAGGGUCAGGACAGGGGGCGUGGAGGGAAGUUUGAAACUCCAGGCUUUGGGAGUUGUUUCUCCAGCUGGUGUUCGCCCAGAGGUCGAGCUGGGGCCCGCCGGGCCCCGUCCCCAACCCUAGUGAAGAUGGGUUCUACUCAGAGCGUCUCAGGCACUCCAGCACGGCCUCUGCCACGCAACAAGCAUGUGGCUCGAGUAGCAGACCCUCGUUCACCUAGUGCUGGCAUCCAGCGCACUCCUAUUCAGGUGGAGAGCUCUCCACAGCCAAGCCUACCAGCAGAACAACUGAACAGUCUCAAACAGGCACAAGACCCAGAUCCCCGCUCUCCUACUCUUGGCAUUGCACGGACACCCAUGAAGAUCAGUGGUCCAGACCCUCAGUGCUCACUGGUGAAAGAGCUGAGCGAAGCGUUUGAGGCCGAAGCAUCGGAAUCGAUCUCCUCCCCAGAGCCUGCUCGGCCCCAGGAAACCCCUUUAACUUCUGAACUAGACCUGCCUUCGGAUCCUCAGUUAUCCCUGGAGGACCAGUUGCUGCCUUGGAGCCAGACUGAACUCGAUUGCAAACAGGUGUUUACCAAGGAGGAGGCCAAACAAUCCACAGAAACCGCAGUGGCCAGCCAGAACUCAGACAAGCCCUCCAGAGACCCAGACACUCCUCAGUCCUCAGGUUCCAAGCGCAGCAGGCGGAAAGCAAACAGCAGGGCUCUAGGGAGGUCCCCUCUCACCAUCCUGCAGGAUGACAACUCCCCUGGGACCUUGACACUGCGGCAGGGUAAGCGGCCUUCUGCCCUAAGUGAAAACGUUAAGGACCUAAAGGAAGGAGUCAUUCUUGGACCUGGAAGGUUUCUGAAAGCUGGAGGAGGAGCUCGGGAGCAAAGCCAGGACCAGGACAAGGAGAAUCAGCAUUUUGCUUUGAUGGAGAGCUAGGUCUGGGCUGGAUUCUUCCCUGAGGGCACGGAGGAAAGCCCUGUUCUCUCAUUCCUCUCAGGCUACCAACUCCGGUACUUGGACAUCAGUCUUUUAAAAUGUUUUGUGUGUUUCCUAUAUAUUAAAGUAGACGAUUUUAAAUAAUGCUUUAAGAAGUUAGACCAAAGCUGCACUGUGUCUUCUGUGUAUAGAAUGGCAGCCUGGGGGCCUAUGAGACUUGGAUAGACAUCUCUCCUGCCACUCUUGAGCCUCCCUUAUAUUGCUUAAGUUUUGAUGUUCCCCAAGGCUCUGCUCUUGGCCCUCCACUGCCCUUCCCCUCAUUUGGGUUUAGCUAUUACUUACCUGCUUGUAAUUUUCAGAUCCCUCUCUCUACAUAAACGCUCAAUGUUCGUUCCCCUAAAA
This is a messenger RNA of Mastomys coucha (southern multimammate mouse), 1443 nucleotides long. RefSeq names its product cell division cycle associated 3 (gene Cdca3). The record is from RefSeq and is a predicted model, not a curated record. The coding region runs from base 241 to 1041 and encodes 266 amino acids. Lineage: Eukaryota; Metazoa; Chordata; Mammalia; Rodentia; Muridae. The transcript is spliced from 6 exons.